Messenger RNA from Diorhabda sublineata, 3023 nucleotides. It is a transcript of the gene Gmppb, whose product is annotated as mannose-1-phosphate guanyltransferase beta. The transcript has a single exon. Gene Ontology annotation, molecular function: GTP binding; mannose-1-phosphate guanylyltransferase (GTP) activity. Gene Ontology annotation, cellular component: cytoplasm. The record is from RefSeq and is a predicted model, not a curated record. Gene Ontology annotation, biological process: cell wall mannoprotein biosynthetic process; GDP-mannose biosynthetic process. Bases 250 to 1341 code for a protein of 363 amino acids. NCBI's taxonomy places the organism in Eukaryota, Metazoa, Arthropoda, Insecta, Coleoptera, Chrysomelidae.
AUCUGGCAUUGUAGACUAUAGAAAGAAGAAGAAAAACAUGUAAAUAUAACCAACACGUCACAAUAUUUGUAUCUUAUCUCAAUAUUAACAUAUUUAUAUUGAUAAAUCAUCAUUUUUCAUCAACAUUUUCGUACGUGUAAUAUUCCAAUUGAAAACGUGUAUAAAAUUAUAAAGAGAUUUGUAAGUUUUAUUUAGAUAUUAUUACGCAUAAAAAGUUUUCGAUUUACCAAAUUAUAAGAAUAUAUUAAGAUGACAGAAGGCCAAAGAGCGUUGAUUCUAGUUGGUGGAUAUGGUACAAGGCUAAGACCUUUAACUUUGAGUAGGCCUAAACCUUUGGUGGAAUUUGCUAACAAGCCAAUUCUUCUGCAUCAAAUUGAAGCAUUAGUCGAAGCUGGUGUUACAGAAGUUAUAUUGGCAGUUUCGUACCGUGCCGAACAGAUGGAACGAGAGUUAAGGAAGGAAGCUGAGAAGUUAGGAGUUAGUAUUCUAUUUUCCCAUGAGACUGAACCUUUAGGAACAGCAGGACCAAUAGCAUUAGCAAAGGAUCAACUUUCUAGGAGUACUAAACCUUUUUUUGUUUUAAACUCUGAUAUUAUUUGCGACUUCCCAUUCCGCGCUCUAGCCAAAUUCCAUGAAAACCAUGGAAAAGAAGGUACAAUUGUUGUUACAAAAGUAGAAGAACCAUCUAAGUAUGGUGUUGUUGUUUAUGGGAAAGAUAAUUGUAUUGAGAGCUUUAUCGAAAAACCUCAAGAAUUCAUAUCAAAUAAAAUAAAUGCUGGUUUAUACAUUCUCAAUCCCAGUGUCAUUAACAGGAUUGAAUUGAAACCAACUUCUAUAGAAAAAGAAGUAUUUCCACACAUGGCAAAGGAUAAACAACUAUAUGCCUUUGAACUGGAGGGUUUUUGGAUGGAUGUUGGACAACCUAAAGAUUUCUUAACUGGAAUGUGUUUAUAUUUGAAACAUCUACGUCAAACAAAUGAACAAAAAUUAUAUAAGGGACCUGGUGUAGUAGGUAAUGUUUUAGUUGAUCCUUCAGCCAAAAUUGGAAGUAACUGUCAAAUAGGCCCCAAUGUUACAAUUGGACCAGGAGUUGUAAUUGAAGAUGGUGUCUGUAUUAAACGUUCUACAAUUCUCAAAGACGCAACAAUUAGCUCCAAUUCGUGGUUAGAGAGUUGUAUUGUAGGCUGGAAAUGUUAUGUAGGAAAGUGGGUAAGAAUGGAAGGUUCUACUGUAUUAGGUGAAGAUGUGAUAGUUAAAGAUGAAACUUACAUCAAUGGAGGACAAGUUUUGCCCCAUAAAAACAUUUCAACAUCAGUUCCAGAACCUCAAAUCAUUAUGUGAAUGUGGCAACUAAAUAUUCAUAUAUAACUAUCAUAAGAUAAUUCACAACAAGUGUAUUGUUAUUAUAGCAACAAAAUAUUGUGAAUAUAUUCAAUUAUUGUGCAAUAUUUUAGAAGUAAAAAUGAGUGGUAAAUUUAUAAUUUCUCAAGUGAAGGUAUUAAAGAACAAGUAUCAUAUUUCAAGCUCUUGAAAUUUAUGCUGUAUAUUUGUACUAAGUCUGUGUAAUGAAAAAUUUUUAUAUUUUAAUAUAUCUGCCUUUAUCAUUAACCUUUAUUUUAUAGUUGAGUCAAAUCUUAUUAAUAAUUAACAAAUUAAUUCAACAUUUGAUUCUAAAAACAUAAAAUAGAAAUGGCACAAUAAUUACUUGGAACAUACAUAGUCUGCAAUAUUCAAUAGAGGUACAAACUACUAUACAGCAAAACACUCCAUUUUUUCCAAAUCUAUCAUUUUGUGAAACAUUUAGUAGAAAAUAUGAAAAGUUCAAUCUAAUUCCAUUAUGUUUAAUUCUUAAAAAAGGUAAAUCAUUCAAACUGUAAUACACAUGUGAGAUCUUCAUAUUUAGUUUUGUUUAUUUCCUCUAAUAGCAUUCAGUUUGUAAUAGCAACUAAUUCUUGUUUAGUGUGGAAUUCUCAUUUCAUUAUAUCUCAUAAAUGUUCUAGCUUCAAAAUAAUAUUCUUACCAUUAUCUGUAAAAAAAGCAAACACCUACUUUGGUACGUACCAUGACAUACAUUACGUUUUCUCAUAAUUCAUAUAAAGAUCGUACUUAUUGUGGAUUCACACAAUCGUUUUUCGCUUGAAAUCAAAUGGAGAAUUCAUCACUUGUAGACUGGUUUCAGUGUAAUUGCCUCUCAUCAGUAUAACGUAUUACUUUUUGAUUGGGAGUAUAAUCUCAAUAGAAGACAAAAAUAAUAUAUACAUGAGACAAAUUGGUCAAGACUCGGGCCAAUCCCCUUUACUGCGAGUGACUGAAGUUUUUUUUUAAAUAGGAGGUUGCCAUUAGAAACGUGCACUUACUAACGUUUCAACAACAAAGAGGUAUAUUGCAAAAGCUUAAAACAUUAUUUUUUAAAAUUAUGGAUCAGUAGUACAUACGAAAACUAUGGAAUAUUUUUCAGAGAAAUAGUACAUAUUUAUUAGCACUCCCAAAGAAUAAGUAUGCAAUAAACUAUCUAUUUUCUGUUCACGAAUUCGUACACAAGAAGUUCCAUUGGAGCUAUACUAUAUCAUUAUAUUUUGUAAACCAACUUUUGAUUUACAAACAAAAAUAUUUAUAUAAAGUGCACAUUGAUAAAUGUAAAUUUAGUAUGAGGCGACCCUUUCAAAAUUUCUGGUAUUAUUCGCUCAUAUGAAGAAGUGUUAGCUUUUUUAAUAUUCGUAGUAUUAUGACGUAAUUACGUUGACGUAAUUAAUUGUCAAUGUCAACGAAAAGGUCAUGUUUUGUAAUUCGUCCAAAUUUUUAUACUUUGUCGUUAAAUUUAAAUAAUUUUUAACGCAACUUGCCAGUAUCGAAAAAUCAGCGGGAGUGAUAGGUAAGUGUGUGUUUUAUGAAUGGAAGUUUGUCUUAUUUCGCUUUUUAAUUACUUGAUAUACAUUGUUUUUAUUGAUAAAAACAAAAAGGAUUAAAUUUUGACAUUAUUUAUUGAUUUUAUUUAAACUACCUUACAGCCAAGUAUAAUUCUC